Adineta steineri is the source of this 549-nucleotide messenger RNA. Lineage: Eukaryota; Metazoa; Rotifera; Eurotatoria; Adinetida; Adinetidae. The record is from the annotation of a GenBank genome assembly.
AUGGAAGUUCUUAUUACUGUUGUUGGUGAAUUUCUUUGGACUACAUCAUGUGGUGUCGUGAAUUUUUGUCUAAGCUCCGGUAUAAGUGCAUUAGUAGUAUUUGUCUCAUUUCUCGGUGCUAUUCUUGCAUCCGCUUUUUAUAAAUAUUCAACCAGCCGCGGGUACAUGUUAUCUCAUCAUACUACAACAGCAUUACUAGAUGAUGAUGAUGAUGAUGACGAUGAAUCUGUUAGUACAAGUUUAUUGACUAUGAAAAACUCUAUUAAAUCGCCGUCAUCAUUUCAAAGAACGACAAAUUCAAUUUAUAAUAAUCCUAUAGAUUCAUUGUCAAACAUACAUAUGCCUAUUGAUCAAAAUACAAGUGACAACGAAGAAGUAAUAUUCAAUAAUAUGAUAGAGGAUGAUUCUGACGAAGAAUUUCAAGUUCAAUACAUACAAAAUAAUUAUCAUUCUCUUAAUGAUACCAAUAUGAUGACUACAGAUUAUCUUGAUCAAUUUAAUUCCUAUGAAUUACAGAUAGACAAUGAAACUGAAUUUGAAUCAUCUUAG